Messenger RNA from Astyanax mexicanus (Mexican tetra), 2308 nucleotides. RefSeq names its product guanine nucleotide binding protein (G protein), beta 5a (gene gnb5a). The coding region runs from base 88 to 1149 and encodes 353 amino acids. NCBI's taxonomy places the organism in Eukaryota, Metazoa, Chordata, Actinopteri, Characiformes, Acestrorhamphidae. Gene Ontology annotation, biological process: G protein-coupled receptor signaling pathway; G protein-coupled dopamine receptor signaling pathway. Gene Ontology annotation, cellular component: heterotrimeric G-protein complex; cytoplasm. The transcript is spliced from 11 exons. The record is from RefSeq and is a predicted model, not a curated record. Gene Ontology annotation, molecular function: signaling receptor complex adaptor activity; protein binding.
CUCUCUCUCUCUGUCUCCUUCUCUCACGGAAAAAGAGGAGCCUUCUCUCUCUGCGUGCAGGUGGAGCGCUUUUUUCCAGCGGUGAAAAUGGCUGCUCAGGAGGUGCAGCCCAGUGAGACCAUAGCCAAGCUGAAGAGCGAGUCUGAGGCUCUGAAGACCAAGCUGGAGGAGGAGAGAGCCAAGCUGCAUGAUGUGGAGCUUCACCAAGUGGCAGAGAAGGUGGAGCCGCUGGGGCAGUUUGUCAUGAAGACCCGGAGAACCCUGAAGGGCCAUGGCAAUAAAGUGCUCUGUAUGGACUGGUGUAAGGACAAGAGGAGGAUUGUCAGCUCCUCACAGGAUGGAAAAGUGAUCGUAUGGGACGCAUUUACAACCAACAAGGAACAUGCUGUGACCAUGCCAUGUACGUGGGUGAUGGCCUGUGCCUAUGCACCAUCUGGGUGUGCAGUGGCCUGUGGUGGUCUUGACAACAAGUGUUCAGUGUACCCGUUAUCUUUGGACAAGAAUGAAAACCUGGCAGCUAAGAAGAAGUCAGUGGCCAUGCACACCAAUUACCUGUCCGCCUGCAGUUUCACCAAUUCUGACAUGCAGAUUCUGACUUCAAGUGGUGAUGGAACCUGUGCGCUGUGGGAUGUGGAGAGCGGGCAGCUGCUGCAGAGUUUCCACGGUCAUGCUGCUGAUGUACUCUGCCUAGACCUCGCCCCCUCUGAAACUGGCAACACCUUCGUUUCUGGGGGCUGUGAUAAGAAGGCGAAUGUAUGGGAUAUGCGCUCAGGGCAGUGCAUCCAGUCAUUCGAAACACAUGAGUCAGAUAUUAACAGCGUGCGAUACUAUCCUAGUGGGGAUGCUUUUGCUUCUGGCUCUGAUGAUGCUACUUGUCGUCUGUAUGAUCUGAGGGCAGAUAGAGAGGUGGCUAUCUAUUCCAAGGAAAGCAUCAUAUUCGGAGCUUCCAGUGUAGACUUCUCUAUCAGUGGCCGGCUACUCUUUGGUGGCUACAAUGACUACACAAUCAACGUGUGGGACGUUCUAAAGGGAACACGCGUGUCCAUUUUAUUUGGACAUGAGAACCGAGUCAGUACACUCCGUGUUUCUCCGGACGGGACAGCAUUCUGCUCAGGGUCUUGGGACCACACUUUACGGGUUUGGGCCUGAGUGUUUGUGGAGUCAGUGGGAAUGUGAUGCCUACUAGGUGCUGUCUGGCUUCACUAGAUCAACAACAUCAAGGUUCACUAGAACAACUAGAAACUCAACAUGAGGGAUUCGUGAGAAAUGCACAAUAGAGUAGAACAGGGUUGAGAGCGACAGUAGUUUAUACUCAAACAGAUCAGAGCACAAGACUUUUUUAUUACAAACUCAGAACCAGGUUUAACAGAACUCAGAAACACUGUCUAUAUGUCUCAAAUGUAUACAGCCUACUCUACUCUCCUGGUUCAAUUCUACCAAUAUUUCUGUAAUGAAAUUUCUGGCUUUCGCCUUAUAGAAACCUGUAAUCACCCAUAGCAUCUGUCUUUUUUAAGCCAUCCAGCUGAAUGACCUCAUAUUCUGUUAAUAUACAUAAUAAUUUAAUAAACAUAUCUAAACUUAAACUCUGUUUAAUUCACUUUUAACCCUUCUGUUAUGGUCCAGUUCAAACUAGUCUUUUGGCAAAAAAAAAAAAAUCAUUGUGAAGCAUGAAACCUUUGCUGCUGGGCUUAAUUAUUAAAAUAAAUGUAAUACAAAUGGAAAAUGGCUGAUUUAAUGUGUUUAUAUAGGUUUAUGUUACACCGAUACUGUUCUUGUCAUUUUGACCCAGCAAUGAUACUUAAGGCUUUAAAGGAUAAAAACGAAAAAUGUGGAUGACCUCUCAGGCCAAAUUCUAUUUAUUUAUUUAUUCGUUUAUUUAUCAAAAGUAAAGCCUGAUCUGGAUUGUUAAACAUGAUUAAACACAGAUCAGUUUGAUCUGGGAACGUUACUUCUGUUUCUUACAGUUGAACAUAACAGGAGGGUUAAUAGUGGUUUUAGGAAGCUGGUGUAGUAAGUUAAAGUAAUUAACUGUUUCAGAGAGUAGAAGACUAGCAUACCAGCCAGUUGAAACUCAGAGAGACUUUUGUGCUGAUCGCUACUCUAAUAUGCAGACAAUCCAUACUCAGCUGAAAUGAUACCUUAUCAUGUGCUCUUUGACAUAUAUUGAUCUGGUUGUCAUUAAGUGAUACUUGCACUAUAGGAACAGUUACUACUGUAGCAGAGUGUAUAUAUCAUAAUACCUGUCCACAAUAAUAAUAGUAAACAAAAAUAAAUAUAUCAAUAAAUAAAUGGGUUUUACAAAUUGAAA